AUGUUCGGUAUAACAACGUCGACGAUUAAAGAAGGCCAACUAAUAGCUUCAAGAACUCCGAAACCGACGAUGCAUCCGCAACUAGAGGCACAAAGGUUUCAUUCUUGUAUUGAUCUUAUAGAGGCCCUAGACAAGUGCCACCAGGCAGAAUACUACAAAAGAGCACUGGGGCUUUGCAACCACGAGAAAGAGGCGCUUUCCAAAUGUCUACAUCAGGCCAGGUACGAGGUUGGUAAGGCUGCCAUUUUACAGAAUCGUGAGAAGCAGAAGAAAAUGGACGCCAAGUGGAAGCAGAUCAGAGAGGAAGAAUAUGGCGAAGAUGCUAUCCUACAACGCAUUAUUCGGGAGCAGCUGGCCAAAAAGCAGAAAGAGACUGCUGAAAAGUCGAAGAACUAA
Lachancea meyersii CBS 8951 is the source of this 396-nucleotide messenger RNA. The record is from the annotation of a GenBank genome assembly. Lineage: Eukaryota; Fungi; Ascomycota; Saccharomycetes; Saccharomycetales; Saccharomycetaceae.